Messenger RNA from Mus pahari (shrew mouse), 1375 nucleotides. It is a transcript of the gene Osr1, whose product is annotated as odd-skipped related transcription factor 1. Gene Ontology annotation, molecular function: RNA polymerase II transcription regulatory region sequence-specific DNA binding; DNA-binding transcription factor activity, RNA polymerase II-specific. The transcript is spliced from 3 exons. The record is from RefSeq and is a predicted model, not a curated record. NCBI's taxonomy places the organism in Eukaryota, Metazoa, Chordata, Mammalia, Rodentia, Muridae. Gene Ontology annotation, cellular component: nucleus. Gene Ontology annotation, biological process: embryo development; regulation of transcription by RNA polymerase II; urogenital system development. The coding region runs from base 299 to 1099 and encodes 266 amino acids.
UCGGCCUCUCCCCAGCAAGUUCUCACCGGCUCUGGUUCAGAUUCAGAAAGGGAGCCAGGAGCGAAGCUCACCAGACCCCGGCGGGUAGGACUCCGGGGCUGCGGAGCGCUCCCGCGUGUCCGACUCUUGGAGUCACCGCAACUAGAGAAGCGUCAGGAGUCUAGUUCGCCAGGGGUGCCAGUGGGUUCCAGAGUCUCUGCUCACUCAAGUCCAGCGCAGCGACCCUCACAGACGCGCUCUGCCCGGGGACCGCGGCGGAACAAGAUACUUGAAAUCAUUGCGGUUCCCAGCGACAGAAAUGGGCAGCAAAACCUUGCCAGCACCGGUGCCCAUUCACCCGUCCCUGCAGCUUACCAAUUACUCUUUCCUCCAAGCAGUGAAUGGCCUGCCCGCAGUGCCCUCGGACCACCUGCCCAACCUGUAUGGUUUCAGCGCUCUUCAUGCGGUGCAUCUGCACCAAUGGACGCUGGGCUACCCAGCCAUGCACUUGCCUCGAUCCUCUUUUUCUAAAGUGCCAGGUGCGGUGUCCAGCCUGAUGGACGCUCGUUUCCAGCUGCCAGCCUUCCCCUGGUUUCCCCACGUCAUUCACCCUAAGCCAGAGAUCACCGCGGGAGGCAGCGGCUCAGCGCUUAAGACCAAGCCGCGCUUUGAUUUCGCUAACCUGGCCUUGGCUGCCACACAAGAGGAUCCCACCAAGCUUGGCCGAGGGGAGGGCCCUGGCUCCCCUGCUGGUGGGCUGGGCGCCCUCCUGGACGUGACCAAGCUAUCCCCAGAAAAGAAGCCAACAAGGGGACGCCUGCCUUCCAAGACCAAGAAGGAAUUCGUCUGCAAGUUCUGUGGCCGCCACUUCACUAAGUCCUAUAACCUACUUAUCCACGAGCGGACGCACACUGAUGAGCGGCCUUACACCUGUGACAUCUGCCACAAAGCUUUCCGGAGGCAAGACCACCUACGGGACCACAGAUAUAUUCACUCCAAAGAGAAGCCUUUCAAGUGUCAAGAGUGUGGGAAAGGAUUCUGCCAGUCCCGGACUCUCGCUGUCCACAAGACGCUACACUCACAAGUGAAGGAGCUCAAAACCUCCAAGAUCAAAUGCUAAAUAAACAGAGCCUGCGGGGCACCAGGAACCUGGGGCGUGCUGCCGCCUUCUCUACCAGAGGGACCCAAGCUGAAGGCAACUCUGCGGGCAGCGGGAGGGGCUUUCGGGAUCUUCCUUCCACAGCAACAAAGUCCCUUGGGUCCCUAGCGCUUGUGGCCCUCCUGAGCCUUGGCCCGGGCCGUGACUCCUACAGCCUGGGCGGCUGCCCUAGGACGCGGCUAAAACUCUUGGCCAAAAGGCGGUACUCAACUCACAUGGCGGAAGGAAAACUGCAUU